Cynara cardunculus var. scolymus (artichoke) is the source of this 1731-nucleotide messenger RNA. RefSeq lists its product as uncharacterized. The transcript has 2 exons. The record is from RefSeq and is a predicted model, not a curated record. NCBI's taxonomy places the organism in Eukaryota, Viridiplantae, Streptophyta, Magnoliopsida, Asterales, Asteraceae. The coding region runs from base 1 to 1731 and encodes 576 amino acids.
AUGCUAAAUGAAAAUGGGAUUUUCUUUUUCAAGUUUAAUGAUGUAGGAGGGUGUGAUCAGGCAAUUGAAGCUGGGCCAUUAAUGAUAAGCGGUAUUCCUCUAUUUCUUCAUCGUUGGGAUCCCUCUAAGGGAUUGAGGAAACCUGUACACUCCUCUUGUCCGUUGUGGGUGAAAUUGCAUAACAUUCCUCUAGUUGCUUUCAAUAGAGAGGGUGUUAGUCGUGUAGCUAGUGUUUUGGGCAUUCCUAAACAGAUGGAUUCUUGUACUGCUGCAAUGUGUGAGAAGGCUUGGGGUCGGCCCGAGGUUGUUAAAGUGUUGGUUGAGGUCUGGGCUAUUGGGGAACUAAAAAGGAAAAUUGAGGUGGAAAUUCCAAACUUAAAUGGCGGGGAUACUGAAAGAGUACAAAUAGAGGUUGCAUACUUAUGGGAGCCGAUCCAAUGUUCCCAUUGCCAAAUAUUUGGUCACAAAUUCUUGUCCUGUGCAAAAGCUGCUAGUCUCAAUAAAGGGAAACACGUCGAUAUGAGAAAAGACUCAGAAGGGUUUAUUCGAGUGGAGAAAAAACAAUGGCGUCCCAAAUGUAGAGGUAAGCAUAAUCAAUCUAGUACCCGGCAGGUAAUUGAGAUUGAGAAAUAUGGCCCUCAAGCUCCGUCCUUGGAACCGUUUACAUCACGUCGAGAACAGAAAAAGGAAAGGAAUAUGGGUACUUCUAAAGUAAACCCGGUUGUUCAACAUGGAAAUAAUGCGAGGAAUGCUUCUGGUGAUUCAGAGACGCAUGUUUCUAAAGAUUCCCUAGAAAGCAUUUGCCAUAAUUCUUUUGGUCGAUGGUAUUGGAUGUCAAACCAAGCUGUGUGUGAGUCUGGAACUCGUAUAAUCCUAGCUUGGGAUUCACGAGUUUUAGAUGUUAUGGUCUUGGAGAUCCAUAGUCAAUUCCUAAUUUGUAAGGUUUUGUUACGGGGUGGCCAAGAUUAUAUUUUCUUUUCACUGGUUUAUGGGGCUAAUGUGUGUACUGCCAGAAGAGAAUUAUGGUCAGGAUUGCUGAAAUUUAAAGUUCUGAUUGGUUCUCAUCCAUGGAUUGUAAUAGGGGAUUUCAAUUCUAUGUUAUUUCCACAUGACGGGUUUGGUGGGUCUUCUCGGCGUAAUAUGGAUAUGUCUGAGUUUUGUAUGUGUGUUGAGGAUGUAGAAAUAUUUGAUAUACACUACACAGGGGUCCAUUUCACUUGGAACCAAAAGCCAAACUCAAAAGGGGGUAUCAUGCGUAAACUUGAUAGGGCUAUAGCAAAUUCGGAGUUUACUUCUAAAUUUCAUGAUGCUUGUGUACAGAUUCAUCCUUUGGACCUUUCGGACCAUUCGCCGAUGGUCUUAUCUUUCAAAGGUGGUGCUCGAAAAAGGAGGUAUGGUUUUAAAUUUGACAAUUUUCUGACUGACCACCCAGCUUUUUUACAAGUUGUUAAGGAUGAAUGGGCUAAUCAUAUUGAGGGCACAUUUAUGUUUCAUAUAACUUCUCACUUGAAAGCUCUCAAAACAUUGCUUCGUAAACUUCGGAAUUCUUAUGGUAAUCUUGGAAAACGUGUCUCUUUUCUGAAGACGGAGUUAGAUCGUAUUCAACUGGAUGUAGAUAUGGACCCUUCUAAUGAUGAGUUGGGUCUUGAACUUGGUCAUAUUCGUAUUGCAUAUCAGAAUGCUUGUUGGGACGAGGAAUGUGCGGCUAAGCAACGGGCCAAAAUUAAAUGA